Messenger RNA from Hippocampus comes (tiger tail seahorse), 1486 nucleotides. RefSeq names its product programmed cell death protein 10. Gene Ontology annotation, cellular component: FAR/SIP/STRIPAK complex. Gene Ontology annotation, molecular function: protein kinase binding. The coding region runs from base 141 to 773 and encodes 210 amino acids. The transcript has 7 exons. Lineage: Eukaryota; Metazoa; Chordata; Actinopteri; Syngnathiformes; Syngnathidae. Gene Ontology annotation, biological process: regulation of Golgi organization; positive regulation of MAP kinase activity. The record is from RefSeq and is a predicted model, not a curated record.
AACGUGCAUGCGUGUGAGUGUGUUUGUAUGUGAGUGAGUUUGUGUGCGUGUAUAUGUGUGGGUGUGUGUGCAUGCGUGCGGGUGUGUGUGCGUGUUCCCCCCCAACCGCCAUUUGACCCUGAGCCACUCCUCCCUGGAGGAUGACAAUGGAGGAGAUGAAGAAUGAAGCGGAGACAAACUCCAUGGUAUCCAUGACGCUCUACACCGUGAUGUACCCAGUCUUUAAUGAGCUGGAGAGGAUCAACCUAUCGGCAGCUCAGACGCUCAGAGCAGCCUUCAUCAAGGCAGAGAGGGAGAACCCCGGCCUGACUCAGGACAUCAUCAUGAAGAUCUUGGAGAAGAAGAACGUCCAAAUCAACUUCACCGAAUCGCUACUGCGCAUGGCCGCCGACGAUGUGGAGGAGUUCAUGAUCGAGCGGCCCGAACAGGAGUUCCAGGACCUGAAUGACAAGGCCCGAGCGCUGAAACACAUCCUCAGCAAAAUCCCAGAUGAGAUCAAUGACAGAGUACGCUUCCUACAGACUAUCAAAGACAUAGCCAGCGCCAUUAAAGAACUCCUGGACACAGUCAACAACGUCAUUAAGAAAUACCAGUACCAGAAUCGCAGAGCCCUGGAGCAUCAGAAAAAGGAGUUUGUGAAGUACUCGAAAAGCUUCAGCGACACCCUCAAAACGUACUUCAAAGAUGGAAAGGCGAUAAACGUCUUCAACAGCGCAAAUCGGCUCAUCCACCAAACCAACCUCAUACUGCAGACCUUCAAGAUCGGGGCCUAGCACAGCGAGGACCAUGCAGUCUACGGAAACCCGCCACCCAACCCUGCGACGGUGGUAAUGGGGGAAUUUGGAGCGGGCGGGCGGCUGGGUCGGCAUGUGGUUGGAGCGCCCGACCCAUAUUUGUAAAUUAGGAAGAGUUGAUUUUAGGGUUUGGGGUCAACAGUGGGAGAGACUGAAAAGUGCCAUUUUGUGUAGUCAAUGAGGAUUUUCCAGUCUCCAGCUGAAAGAAGCCCAAAAGUUUGCUUGUUUGAUUUUAUUUGGACACUUUUAAUUUAUAACCCUGAUUUUUUUUUUCUUUUUUUUUUUCGGGGAGGUGUUUAUUAAAGACUAAUUGCCAUUUUUCUAAUAUAUUCAUGUUGAUCAUUUUACGUAUGUAAAAAAAAAAAAAAACAGCAAAACUGCAACAGUCAUAGCUACGGCAUCCAUGUUGUUUCCCCGUCGCUCGGGACGUUUGACAGGCCUGCGAGGUGGCCAUUUUAAGGCCCUGAUUUUCAUUCCUCUUCGCUUAUCGUGACGACCACAACGCCAAAUGACUUCCAAGCACCGUGUUGUGCACCUUACGACUACUUAUAAGUCAUACAACAUUCCCUCCUCCUCAACAGAGUGUUAGCACGCCAAGACGCUCCUCGCUGUCGGGGGUUGUAAAGACAAGAAAGAAAUUCUGUAUUUAAUUGAUCCUGGUUGCAAAUGUUCAAUAAAUAGUUUGGAAAUGA